AUGGCCUCCAAAAUAGCCAUCAUCAUCACCAGCACCCGCAACCCCCGUGUCGGCCCUCACGUCGCCGACCUCGUCCACAACAUCCUCAAGCCCACCGCCGCCUCCUCCUCGGCAACCCUCUCCGUCGUCGACCUCGCCACCUUCAAGCUCCCCAUCUUCGACGAGCCCGUCGUCCCCGCAAACGUCCCCGCCCGCGGCUCCUUCAUCCACGAGCACUCCAAGCGCUGGUCCGCCGAAAUCGCCUCCCACGACGCCUACGUCCUGCUCGUCCCAGAGUACAACUACGGCGUCGCAGGCAGCACGAAGAACGCAAUCGACUACCUCAAGAACGAGUGGGACGGCAAGCCCGCCGCCAUCGUCAGCUACGGCAUCAGCGGCGCAAAGAUCGCCUCCGAGCAGGUCAAGACGUCGCUCGAGGGCGUCGGCCUCAGGGUCUCUGCUACUAGGCCCCAGCUUGCCUUCCCCGGCGGCGUGGGGCCCGAAGCUUUCCUUGCUGUUGGCGAGGGAAAGCUGGGUGAUGCUUCGAAGAAAGAGUGGGAGGAGAACCACGGCGAGGAGAUUGUCCAGUCCUUCAAGGAGAUUCUCGAGGCGCUCGCCAACCCUGUUGAGAAGAAGAACUAA
Messenger RNA from Trichoderma virens Gv29-8, 621 nucleotides. RefSeq lists its product as uncharacterized. The transcript has a single exon. Gene Ontology annotation, molecular function: oxidoreductase activity; FMN binding. Lineage: Eukaryota; Fungi; Ascomycota; Sordariomycetes; Hypocreales; Hypocreaceae. Bases 1 to 621 code for a protein of 206 amino acids. Gene Ontology annotation, cellular component: cytosol. The record is from RefSeq and is a predicted model, not a curated record.